Messenger RNA from Coregonus sp. 'balchen', 817 nucleotides. The record is from the annotation of a GenBank genome assembly. Lineage: Eukaryota; Metazoa; Chordata; Actinopteri; Salmoniformes; Salmonidae.
GGGGGGAUGAUGAGGAACCUUAUACUGCUGGCUAUCUUUGGAGUAUACCUGCAGGUGGUGAAAGGCACCCCAAGAUGCCCACUAUAUGGCUCUAUAGCAGCUUGCACCACAGUCUCUACAUCCGGUCCCUCUGCUGCCUCCAUACAUUACCUUUGUGUAUAUGAGUGUAAACUACAUCAGUGAGAUCAAUGAGACAUCCUUCUCUGGGCUUGAAGGGUUAAAGGAACUGGACCUCAGUUGGCAAUGAGUAAAUGGGCUUAUUAUAAGAACUAACACGUUUCAAAGGCUGGCAAACUUGGUAAAGCUCUAUUUAGGACAUAACUCAGGUUUACAGAUCGAACCAGAUGGGUUUGUGGGACUGUCUAACCUGAGAACUCUCUCUCUAUAUAAUUGUGAGCUGACUGAAUCUGUAUUAGAGGGCGACUAUCUCAGACCCCUGGUCUCCUUGGAAAUGCUAGAUCUGUAUGGUAACCAGAUGAAAAUAAUCCAACCUGCACUGUUCUUUGUGAACAUGAUAGAUUUCCAAGAGCUAAAUGUUACCCUAAACAGGAUGACAUGCAUAUGUGAGGAAGAUUUGCUUGGCUUUCAAGGCAAACAAUUUUGGCUCCUUGACUUGAGCAGCAUCCAACUGAAUAGCAUGACUCAGUAUGGCUUUGACUGGAAAAUAUGCGGAAAUCCCUUACGGAACAUGUCCAUGGAGAUACUUGACUUAUCGUCCAAUGGAUUCAAUGUGGACAAGGCAAAACUGUUUUUCAAUGCAAUCCGAGGGACCAAAAUUCACCAUCUUAUUCUAAAACACAGCACCAUGGGAAAAUAA